CAUUUGCAGCCAAAAUAUUCUCCUUUCUUCUUCUUCUUCUUCUCUAUCCCUGUUUGUAAUGGAAGCUCAAUUGUUAAGACUUUCAUCUACUCCCAUUACAACCCCUCUUAUUACUAACUAUUCAAGAAACAAUACCCUUUUACCCCAUCAAAAAUUGCCUAAACAUUUUCUUAAGUUUCAGUUAUCAAAUUCAGGUACCAUUAAGCAUGGCAUUCGACCCAUUCAAGCUUUUGCAGCUUCUCUUGGGGAAAUAAAGAGAAUAGAUGAGACAGAAAGUUACACUCUCGAUGGUAUAAGGAACUCUUUAAUUCGACAAGAAGAUAGCAUAAUAUUCAGCCUUGUGGAGAGAGCUCAGUACUGUUUCAAUGCGGAGACAUAUGAUCCUGAUGUUUUUGUGAUGGACGGGUUCCAUGGCUCUUUGGUUGAGUAUAUUGUCAAAGAAACUGAAAAGCUUCAUGCGAAGGUUGGAAGAUACACAAGCCCUGAUGAGCACCCAUUCUUCCCAAAAGCAUUACCUGAGCCAAUGUUGCCACCCAUGCAGUAUCCAAAGGUUCUGCACUCAGCUGCUGAUUCAAUAAAUAUCAAUGUCACAAUAUGGGAAAUGUACUUCAAGAAACUUCUCCCAAGAUUAGUGAAGGAAGGCAAUGAUGGUAAUUUUGGAUCUACAGCAGUAUGUGAUACCAUUUGCUUGCAGACCUUGUCAAAGAGAAUUCAUUAUGGAAAAUUUGUUGCCGAAGCAAAAUUUCGAGCUUCACCAGAUGUCUAUAAGGCUGCUAUAAAAGCACAGGACAGAAACGGACUGAUGGAUUUACUAACCUACCCUACUGUUGAAGAGGCUAUCAAAAAUAGAGUAGAAAUGAAAACCAAAACUUAUGGACAGGAACUGAACAAUGGACCGGAAAAUGUAGGUGAUCCCGUGUACAAAAUAAAACCAUCCCUAGUUGCCGAACUGUAUGGGGACUGGAUCAUGCCAUUGACAAAGGAAGUUCAAGUUGAGUAUCUUCUGAGAAGACUGGAUUAGGGGGGAAUACACCUGAUGGAAUACAUGACCAGUGAGUUAUUGCGCUAAUAUUAUACUGUUCCACCAGAUGCCUAUAAAUAUAUGAUGGGACUUGGUUUCUUAUAGUGAUUUCUAGCAUUGUAAAUGAACAUGGAGGUGUUAAAAAACUAAACAGUGAUUCUUCUCCUGGGAAUAUGUCGAUAAAAACCUGUUGUAAUUUAUGAUUUUUUGCCCUUGAGAAAGUAAAAGAGGGAUAUGUUUUUGAAUAAUGAACAUUAUAAGCUGGUCUUUUCCAAUGAA
Solanum verrucosum is the source of this 1300-nucleotide messenger RNA. RefSeq names its product chorismate mutase 1, chloroplastic. Gene Ontology annotation, molecular function: chorismate mutase activity. The transcript is spliced from 6 exons. NCBI's taxonomy places the organism in Eukaryota, Viridiplantae, Streptophyta, Magnoliopsida, Solanales, Solanaceae. The record is from RefSeq and is a predicted model, not a curated record. Gene Ontology annotation, cellular component: cytoplasm. Gene Ontology annotation, biological process: aromatic amino acid biosynthetic process; chorismate metabolic process. Bases 59 to 1021 code for a protein of 320 amino acids.